Messenger RNA from Eufriesea mexicana, 1579 nucleotides. RefSeq lists its product as uncharacterized. The record is from RefSeq and is a predicted model, not a curated record. NCBI's taxonomy places the organism in Eukaryota, Metazoa, Arthropoda, Insecta, Hymenoptera, Apidae. Gene Ontology annotation, molecular function: protein binding.
AAGAUCUAGUAACGCGAAGACGUCGGACAACCGUGGACCAUCAGUUUAGCUGUGCCCUCGAGAUGCGGUGAUGGCUCUGCUGUACAGAUUCGUGCAAGUACCUGAUAGCAGUGGCACGCGGAUCUUCUCGUUCGUCGUCACCAGGAACGUAGUUAGGGACCCUGAAAGGGACGUCACCAGUAAGGAGCUUGUCUGCGGCUUCCAGCGAUGGUCCGUCGCGUUUUCGCGUGGAAACAAGGUCCUGGGCGCGUAUCUAGUAUGGCGCGCGGCCUCGAGAAACUUGCGGGUCUACGUGGACUUCACCUAUCUGAACCGGGAACACUUCUCCAUGAACGAAGGCUUCUCCGGGAAGCGCGUGAGAUUCACGUACGAAGCGCCUGCCCAGGGCAACCGGAAUUACAUCCCGGUCUCAGACCUCUACAAUCGAAACUUCGCCGACACGAAUGGCGAGUUUCAGCUGGAGUUAUCAAUGGCGAACGUGAGAACGGUCUACAUGACCGACCUUCAGAUGCCCAGCAGCACGUUUUCAGCUGGACAAUCCAAAUCUAACAAGCUGGAAACCGAUUAUUUCGCUUUCGGUGGCUUCGACUGGAACCUGGUUAUUUAUCCUCAUGGAAACAAGGAAUUGGAAGGUUACCGUGGCCACGAUAGUUGCAUCAGUGUUUACCUGAUGAGGAUGAGUGGCUUUGACCAUCGGUGCAGAGUUAGAUACAGCGUGACUCUGGGCGAAGGGGACCGUAGGAUCGAUUCGGGCCAGAUCGAAGACCUGUCUGAUGCUGAGCAGUGCGGUUUCGGCUGGCAUCCACGAGUCAGGUGGUCCGAUAUCGCGCACAAAGGCGUAGUGCGAGUGUCUCUGGAAAUGGUGGAAGCCAGGACCAUCUGUGAAGUCGCUGUGCAGGCUCGAGGACCUUCCACUCUAGCAGCUACGCCUUGUUACGAUCGUGACAAGCAGGCUUGGAUGAUACGAGCUGAUUUGCAUUCGGAUACCGUCAGGCUGCACCUGGUGUACAAGGAUAUUCAUAACGUUCCUCGAAAUCACUUGAGGUACGUCAGCUGGUCAGCCUACCUACUUCAAGAUGCGGAGCCAAGCACGAUCGCGAUCGGUUUACCUGGCGCCCCCUUCAGCCGCUACUAUGCCCAAGAGUCAGCGGACGAGGGCAUCAUCAUGGAGACGAAUCUGGACACGAACAACGUGAAGGAAAAUCAAUGUCCAUUUCUCACGGACAAAGGGCAACUGAGGAUCCGGUUGGAGUGGAACGAGAGCCACUUGCUGUUCCAGGCAACCUAUCACAAAUACGACGACGUGUGUCGCAUCCACAAUGAGCAGAUGAGACGAGAGAUUGUCUCGCUGCAGACAGAGAACUUUAGCUUGGAAAAACAACUGUUCAGUUAUCAGAAGAGCCUGGCGUACACACAGGCGCAGCAGCAGCAACAGCAGCAGCAUCAGAAUCAACAGCAUCACGGUGGCCAUCAGGCCCACUUGGAGAGAUCCGCGUCCACAGACACCGAAUAUGCCUGACAAGUGGAACAGAUGCACUCGAACCAGCUGCCAGCUGCCAGUUGCCGGCGACAAUUGCCG